GGCACGUUUUUCUCUAACGUUUAACCAGAGAGUAGUGACUCCAGUUUAUAAUAUAUAUCUCAAAAUGGUCUUUCGAAGCUGCAAACUUGGUUUCUAACUUGUGGUAUACUGUAGGCCCUAACAACAUACUAAAAAACCAGAACUACAUGAACUUUUGCAAUUUGCACACACGGAUGUUUUACUUGACUGGACUAUAGUGUAAAUAAACAGAAGGCGAUUAGUCAUAGAAAGAAGAAUAAAAACUAAUUUGUCAAAGUUGUCGUCUGCGUCUGCAAGAUUUUUGUUUACAAAAUCUUAAUUUGGUUAUAGAAUUUUGUCUGAUGUGAUGAACUCCUCUAUCGAAUACACCUUCAUUUGUUACUAUGGUUGGGUCGGCUGCUAAAUAAUAAAAUCAUCAACAAGAUGAACAAAUGAAAAACAAUGCAAUACUAAAGACCAAUUCUUCCUUAAAACAGUCCAGGAAAGGAGUUCCCCAAGGCUCGAUACUGGGGCCCCUUCUUUUCCUACUAUAUAUCAACAGUUUCCCAGAACAACUUGAAAAUGAACAAAAAUGCAUACAAUUUGCAGAUGACACAACAAUCCUAAUCCCCCACAUAAAUCCUCUCAACAAAAACACAAUAGCAAAUUCAACCCUGGAAAACGCAAUAUCAAUCUGUCAAUCAAUAGACCUCAAGAUUAACAAAAAUAAAACAAUACACAUAAACUUCACUCCAUCCAACAAAAUUAGACAGGAAAACGACAACAACUGGAAAGAUCUGGAAGUACCAACAGCUAACUCCACAAAAUUUCUUGGAAUCAUUUUAGACAAUCACCUGAAUUGGCAAGAACAUAUAGAAUUUCUAUGUAAAAAGUUAAAUUCCUCGCUACAUGACAUAAGAAGAAUAAGAACACCGACAAAUAAAGAAACUGCAUUCAAAGCAUAUCACUCAUUUUUUGCAUCACACAUUAGAUACAGAAUCACCGCAUGGGGAGGAGCAGCAUCAGCAGCCAACAUCAACAAAAUUUUUGUUUUACAGAAGGAGGCUUUAAGAUCAAUACUGAGACUAGAGGACCCCCUGGAACACUGCAAGCCAUAUUUUAAAAAACACCAUAUCCUCACCAUAAUCUCAACCGACAUCCUCGAAACAGUUAUCCUAGCAAAAAACUCCUCACCACUUUUCCGCCAAAAUCAACAUACCGUACUCAUUUCACCAGACAUAGAUCCGAAAUUGACCUACCGCAACACCGUCUUAAAAAAUCUAGUAACACUCCACUACCAGGGUGUCCACAUUCUGGAAAGUCAGGGAUAGUCAUGGAAAAAAAUUUUGGUCAUUGAAAGUCAGGGAAAUAGGCAAGAAGUCAUGGAAAGUCAUGGAAAUUUCCAAUUAUGGAUGGAUUUGAGGGGACCAUUCAAUGCUCUAGUCAGCCGUAACCCGGACUGUUGUACCUAGCAUUUUUCAGGAUUUUUCACAAAUUUUCGACAAUUCAAUUUAUUACAGUUGUAUUAUUUUAUGAGUUUUCGGUUUGUUUUAGUUCAUUUUUGUACCUAUUGUACUCCAUUGUUAUCUGUUAUUACAUAUUUCAGUAUUUUCUGCAAAAUAACAUGUCCAGGCAGUAUUAUUUGUGUGUGUAUGUUAUAUUAUAAUUUGCAUGUAAAGUUCGUGAGUCAUGGAAAUCAAUGGUAAAUGGUCAUGGAUAGUCAUGGAAAGUCAUGGAAAUUAAUGACAAAUCUUUUGUAGACACCCUGACUACAUACAGGGUCACGUUCCUUCAACCUACUUCCAGAUCACCUAAAUUCCUUAAACAACAACAGAAAAUUUGCCUGUAAAUUAACACAAUACCUACUUGACAGACCAUAUUACACCAUCACUGAAUUCAUUGAAGAACACACCUUUCAACAUCUAAGAACUUACAUUGCCUAACACACAAUUACACAAAGCCUACAGCAACAAAAACAAUUAUCAUUCUACAGACAAGGAGUGAAGAGAUGAAAUUGAAGAGAUGAAGAAGAUGACGACUCCCCUUUCCUUGGAUAGUGGCGAGGACUUUGGAUGGUAAAUGUUAGUCACCAGCAUGGUUGUUCAUCGAGGCUCUUCAUGGGAUGCCUCGCCUGACACUUCGCACCGUUCUACACUUCAAGCAAUUAAUCAAAACACUCUUUCUUCAGAUGAUGCCACUUCCAUUUGCAAACUAAAUUCAGAGGAACAAGAUUCUGUAGAAUGGAAAAACCCAUUCAAUAUGAGACAAGUGAUCCUUAACAACCUGUCUGCUGGUGGACGGCCUACGGGACAGUUGCGCCAUUCACCGUGGUUACGCACCCGGGGACGACCUGUCACCAAUGCAGCCAAGUCUCUAGACAUCUUGCGCCAGAACUUGCAGACAUCCAUCAACAAAGAAAUCGAUGGUGUCCUCAAGAAGUACCUUGAGAAGUUUUUCCGGCCAGCCAUUGACAAUGUCCGGUCAAACCUGGGAGGCAGCAGUGUUAAUGAGGAGCAUGUACGCGAGGUUUGUCGGGCUAUGUUGGAUGAAGCCAAACAGAUGUACUGUGGCCCACUGAGCAGAGGGGGGUCGCCCUUCAGUGACUGUGAGACUACAAGCCUCAUAGAGUCUCGCCUUCGCAGAACACAUACUCAGAGCCCGUUGUUGCGGAAGCGCAAGGAGUCAGAUACAGACUCUGAGACCAGCCAGACUGUUGCUCUGCGUAAAAGAAUAUCUCGACCUGUGAGUUGCAACUGGGACCCUGCGAGGCUCAGUAAAGACACUCUCUUCAUUCUGGGCUCUCGCGCUAACAAGGUACUGGGACUUGGUCAUGUGCUAGGCAAGGGGAGGCUAUUCAUCAAACAUCCACAGCUGUUUAAAUACUGCAGUGACUCGCAAGACCAGGAUUGGUUAGCCUCACACAGGCACACAUUGACACCUCUAGCCUCUACCAAGGUCUACAUCAUGCUGCUGGAUGAGAUCAAAGAGCUUGUCAACAGUGAUGAGUACAGGAACAGUCCAAGUGUGCUGAUACACGAACUUAAGGGAUUUGAGGCACCAGAUUUUAUGUUGAAGAAGAUUAAGACGUACAUGAGUCAAGUGAAACCACAGACCUCUGAUGAUCCUGAAUCUCCUUCUGACACCAGCCAGGGUGUCCCUAGCAAUCUAAGUGUGGAAUGUGUUUCUUCAACUAUGACACCCCCAGCUACAGUUUUGGACUCAGGUCCGUCUACCCCCAGUGAAGCUCUAGAUCUACUAGAUCCUCCGUCCUACCUGACAGGCCUAGCCGAGGAGCAACGCCGAGAUGAUGCUAUAUCUGCUCUCCUCAACCGAGCGACCACAGCACAGGACUAGCCCGAACCUUUCCCCAACUCAUGUUGGAUCUUCUCUGAGUGAACUUACCUUAAACUAGGGGGUUUGUCUUGCUGAAUAUUUUAGAUUAGCUAUGAUCUAAGAAGUGGAAUUUGUCCGGAUGUUUAGUUUAGUGUUUUGUACUCUACACAAACUGUUUUAGUCUCUAAACAUGUUACACUUGUUAAAAAAUAAUCUUAAAGAUUCAAAACAUUA
This is a messenger RNA of Macrosteles quadrilineatus (aster leafhopper), 3525 nucleotides long. RefSeq names its product deoxynucleotidyltransferase terminal-interacting protein 1. Gene Ontology annotation, molecular function: DNA binding; nucleosome binding. Gene Ontology annotation, cellular component: nucleus. The transcript is spliced from 11 exons. The record is from RefSeq and is a predicted model, not a curated record. The coding region runs from base 2038 to 3312 and encodes 424 amino acids. NCBI's taxonomy places the organism in Eukaryota, Metazoa, Arthropoda, Insecta, Hemiptera, Cicadellidae.